AUGAAGACAUUCUUAUGUUUGCUCGUUGCGGAAAGAUUUUCACGUUAUGCUAAUUAUAUUUUUUUAGUGUCCGUCGUCGUCGCGGUACCGCUGGAAAAUGUUGAACGCGAGUACCCACGUUUUAUUGAUUUUCCUGAUGGCGAUGGUAGCUUGCACCAAGUUGAUUUGGAAGAAGAGCCUGAUAUGAACAUCUUAGAGGAUGUCUACAGGAAUCCUGCUAACAAUCAAUACUUGCUUUACACCAGACGCAACCCCUCGAACGCUCAGACGCUACGCAUAAAUAAUGCAGCCAGCAUCACAUCAUCGAACUUCAACGCGAGGCUACCAACUGUGGUCAUCGUUCACGGCUGGCUCAGUAAUCAAAAUACGAAUAUCAAUCCAGUUAUUAGGGACGCUUACCUUCGCAAAAGUGACGUCAAUGUUAUUGUUAUGGAUUGGAGACGACUCGCUCUUUCCACUUAUCCGACCGCUGUUGCUGGUGUCCCUGCUGUUGGUCGUGGAUUGGGCCAAUUCAUAAACUUCCUUAGUCGUACAACUGGAGCGUCCUUGAGUACAAUACAUCUCGUUGGCUUUAGUUUGGGUGCUCAUAUUGUUGGCAAUGCCGGUAGAGAACUCGGUGGCAGAGUAGCGCGUGUCACAGGUUUGGACCCUGCUGGACCAUUGUGGAAUGUGAAUUCAAAUCGUCUUCGCGCAUCGGAUGGUAUAUACGUAGAAGCUAUUCACACGGAUGGUGGAACUUUAGGCCUUGGUAUUGGAUCAGCGGUGGCUAAUGCUGACUUUUUCCCUAACGGUGGUAAUUCGCAGCCAGGUUGCGUAACAAGCUUGUGUGACCACAACCGAGCUUGGGAAUUAUUUGCAGCAACCGUGACCCACAAUCACCUUGUUGGAAGACGGUGUUCUAACAUGUUACAGGUGUCUUCUAAUAACUGUAGUGGUGCCAGCUUACAUAUGGGCAAUGACAUCUUAAAUAAGAGCGGAUCUGGGUUGUACCGAUUGAACACAGCAAGAAGAUACCCCUUCUAA
Molecule: messenger RNA, 1023 nt
Organism: Nymphalis io (European peacock)
Lineage: Eukaryota; Metazoa; Arthropoda; Insecta; Lepidoptera; Nymphalidae
Product: pancreatic triacylglycerol lipase-like
Exons: 6
Coding region: 1-1023 (340 amino acids)
Biological process (GO): lipid metabolic process
Molecular function (GO): lipase activity
Source: RefSeq, a predicted model, not a curated record